This is a messenger RNA of Pyricularia oryzae 70-15, 1260 nucleotides long. RefSeq lists its product as uncharacterized. The record is from RefSeq and is a predicted model, not a curated record. Bases 289 to 1065 code for a protein of 258 amino acids. Lineage: Eukaryota; Fungi; Ascomycota; Sordariomycetes; Magnaporthales; Pyriculariaceae. The transcript is spliced from 2 exons.
UUUUGGCAACUAGUGUUGCACAAGAUAUUACCAACUUACAGUCCACCACCAAGAUCUUUGCUCUACUCCAGCUGCAAAAGUUUGCAACAUCACGUCCUGCUUAUUGUGCCCGACAAACCCUGGAAGUUUAUAAUCGCCUUCCUUGGCUCGUUUUUUUGAUGCCUUUCCAGUGGGUUCAUUCCUGAUCGAUACAGUAUCAUCCAGUUCUUUUUUUCCUGGCUUCUAUCCAAUCCUUCCCUUUGUCCACCUGUCGCAAUUACCCUUUCCUGAUAUACAGUUGUCACUGACAUGAAGUUCUCACUGGUUGCCCUGAUGGGCCUGGUUUCCUGGGGCAUGUGCGCUCCAAUAGAUCCACCAGGUGGAAACACCACCGAGACCAACACCCUCACCAAGCGCGCAAAAUUCUCCUGCGACAAGCUGGUCGAGGGCCUGUCCCGGGACGACUGCAACCACAUGGCCAAGAUCGACAUGGCCGGGCAGGGUGAGAACUCCAAGACGCGGACCGACAAGGGCAUCUGGGUCGGCAAGGACGGGCACACGCAGUUCAAGUUCAGCAACAAGUCCAAUGGCCGCGUCGCCAUCAUCGUCUGGAACAACCCCAAGGGCGAUUACGAGAGCUCCUUUAUGAACGUGCGCAAGCCGCAGGUGUCGUGGUCCCUGGCCGCGGGCCAGUCGCUGACCGUGUCGCUCAACGAGGGCGUCAGCGGCGGCUUCGCGGGCCUCUACGACGCAAAGACGCCGCUGUCGCCCAUCGGCCAGAUCCACCAGACCUGGGGCGAGUUCACCACGGGCGAGUAUGCCACCAUCGACGUCAGCCGCGAGGUCCGCAUGGACGGCGACAAGAUGUGGAUCAAGACCCCGAUCGGCUGCGUCUCCGACAUGGACAAGUGCGUCUUUGUCUGCUCAAACGGCCAAAACACGUGUGGAGAGAAGAACACGUACCAGCUCAAGGACUGCAAGCCCGGAAGCCAGCCCGGUGCCAACUACGGAGAGCUCUUUGGCCAGCCCGAGGGUGGGUGUCAGGGCUUCGACAAGGGUGGUGAGGUCGCUGUCCAUUUGCUGUGAGUUUUGGCGCCAUACCCCUUUUUUCUUGUCUCUGGGUUGCAUUCGUUUCAUUUGUUGCUUCCCGGGUUCUUCUGUCUUCUUUGCCCUUCAUCUUGUUGGCUUUGUGAUUUAAGAUACCAUUUUGUUCGCACUGCAGGCGGCGUGUUGUAUAUUACCUUUUAUUUUUAGAUGUAGAACUAUUUCGAUCCUCCCCUG